Messenger RNA from Acanthochromis polyacanthus (spiny chromis), 7430 nucleotides. RefSeq names its product signal-induced proliferation-associated 1-like protein 2. The transcript is spliced from 21 exons. Gene Ontology annotation, cellular component: cytoplasm. Lineage: Eukaryota; Metazoa; Chordata; Actinopteri; Pomacentridae. The coding region runs from base 548 to 5740 and encodes 1730 amino acids. Gene Ontology annotation, molecular function: protein binding; GTPase activator activity. The record is from RefSeq and is a predicted model, not a curated record. Gene Ontology annotation, biological process: activation of GTPase activity; regulation of small GTPase mediated signal transduction.
AUCAAUAUCAGCCGACAAAACACGUGUGUAUGUGUGAGUAAUAAUUAGUCAGAGCAGACCGGAGCGGGGUAAGAGUUUGUCCGGGGUGGGCGGAGUCUGUUCCCGCUGCAUGUUGUCAUCACGGAGGUAGGUGCUGGAUGGGUAUCGCUAUGGUCCGUACGACUUCAGUCUGGAGGCUGAGACUGAACGAGGGAGAUGUGAGAGCGACUACCGCCUACUUCAGCUGGUUUUUACCCUUUAAAGGAUAACUAACAGAAGCCGGACAGGACUCCGCUCACACUGGAAGAUCCAACUGUUAUUCUGCAUUGGUGGCACGCUGUGAGGAAAGACGUCACUCCGCUGUGCCUCAGUGCUCCUCAGACACUUGCCCUUGACAUCCAAAUGCUGUGUGUCGAUUGUCAUGCCACCCGCCUUCUGUGAGUUAUGACGGCGGCUGCUUCAUUGACUCAGGAAGGAGGCUCCUCCUCCACUCACCAGUGAACAAAUCACAGGAUGUAAUGAAGAAGGGUCCUGAAAGUCUGCUCUUCAAGGAGUCUGCCAGCAGGAUAUGAGUAUUUUGAGCCCUGUGACAGAUAACAAAUCAAACCUUGUGGGAAUUGUGGGAGGCCCAGAAGAAUACUCCAGAGCCAUGCAGUCAGAGGAGCUAUUCAGCAGGAAACUCAAAGCCUUGAAUGGCAGCAUGGGACCACCAACCUCAGGCAUGCAGGGGAAACCUGAUGGUGCAGGCAAAACAAAUGGUACCCCAGCCAUGCCUAAAAUGGGUGUCAGGGCCAGGGUGACAGAAUGGCCCCCGAGGAAAGAUGGAUGGGACGGGCGGCCUUCGCCGAACUAUCAGAGCGUGAUACCAAUUUUUCAGAACGGCCAGCAGGAACAUACUGUGGAAAUACUAGAGCCUGGCGAGACGGUCUGUCUGGAGAUGGACUACACAGACAAAUACACACUGAGCGACCUUCUCAGCAACUCCCCGCUGAAGGGUCUCCACCCUAUCCGUCAGCGGAGCAACAGCGAUGUCACCAUAAGUGACAUAGACUCUGAGGACAUAAUGGACCAGAACGCUGUCAACCCAAACACUGGAGCGUCGCUGCACCGUGAGUACGGCAGCACAUCCUCUAUUGACCGUCAGGGCCUGAGUGGGGAUGGUUUCUUCACCAUGCUGAGGGGAUACCGAGUGGACACCCUGGACCACCGGAGCGUACCACCUCUGGGUUUCCCAGAAUUGUUGCGCUGUGAUGCCCCCUUUUCUCCCAGCUUGCAGACGGCAGCACAAAUCGCUAGGGGUGAGAUAGUCCACAUUCCAGGCUACGAUUACAUAGACAGUUCUCUCCUAUAUAGCCGGGAACGGGAGAAGUCCUUCAUGAGACGUCUUAAAUCGGAGUCAUCAGAAACAUCUCUGUUCAGGAAACUGCGAACCAUUAAGAGCGAGAGCGACGCAUUGAGACUCUCAAUCGAGGAUGACAGGCGACCUCUCAGCUUUCAAAAAUGCUUUGCCCACUACGAUGUCCAGAGUGUACUUUUUAACAUCAGUGAGGCGGUGGCAAGCAGAGCUAACCUGAGCCAGAGGAAGAACACUACUACCGGGGCUUCAGCUGCCUCCGCUGGAAUAGGGCCUGGAGCUAGUGGAGUGUCCGGAGGUGGAGCUGGGGCCGGAACUGGAGCAGGGGCAGAUGGCGGAGCAGCAGGAUGUAGCAGUGGAAAUCCCCCCAUGUUUGAGUCUCCACUGGGCAGCAGGGAGGAUUUGAAUCCGAAGGAGAACCUGGAUGUGGAUGAGGGCGAUGGGAAGAGCAACAGCUUAGUCCUGAGCUGUCCACACUUUCGUAAUGAGAUCGGUGGCGAGGGCGAGAGGAAAAUCUCCCUGUCCAGAGCCAACAGUGCCAACUACAGUGGUGUGUCAGAGAGCUGCUCUUUUGAAUCAUCUCUAAGCUCCCACUGCACCAAUGCAGGAGUCUCUGUACUGGAGGUGCCUCGAGAAAACCAGCCAAUCCACAGGGAGAAGGUCAAACGCUACAUCAUUGAGCACAUUGACCUUGGGGCGUACUACUACCACAAAUACUUCUAUGGGAGAGAGCAUCAAAACUAUUUUGGGGUGGAUGACAAUCUGGGACCUGUGGCAGUCAGUGUACGCAGGGAGAAGCUGGAUGAAGGAAAGGAGAAGGAAGGAAUGCAGUACAACUAUCGGGUCACCUUCAGAACCAGUCAGCUGACCACCCUCCGUGGAGCCAUCCUGGAGGAUGCAAUUCCAUCCACGGCAAGACAUGGAACAGCUCGCGGCCUUCCGCUCAAAGAAGUGCUUGAAUACGUCAUCCCUGAGCUGAAUAUCCAGUGUCUGAGGCUGGCCCUCAACUCUCCCAAGGUCCCAGAACAGCUCCUCAAGCUGGAUGAGCAGGGGUUAAGCUUCCAGCACAAGGUCGGGGUGCUUUACUGUAAGGCGGGACAGAGUACAGAAGAAGAGAUGUACAACAACGAGAGUGCUGGACCGGCGCUGGAAGAAUUCUUAGAUCUGCUCGGCCAGAGGGUGCGGCUCAAAGGCUUCACCAAGUACAGAGCUCAGCUGGAUAACAAGACUGACUCCACGGGCACACACUCUCUUUACACUACCUAUAAGGACUACGAGCUGAUGUUUCAUGUGUCCACCAUGCUCCCCUACACGCCCAACAACCGACAGCAGUUAUUAAGGAAGAGGCACAUUGGCAAUGACAUCGUCACCAUAGUGUUCCAGGAGCCCGGGGCCCUUCCUUUCACUCCAAAGCACAUCCGUUCUCAUUUCCAACAUGUGUUUGUCAUCGUCAAAGUCCACAACCCCUGCACUGAUAACGUCUGCUACAGUGUGGCCGUGUCCAGAUCGAAAGACGUGCCUCCCUUUGGCCCUCCUAUUCCCAAGUCUGUAACUUUCCCAAAGUCAGCAGUGUUCAGGGACUUCCUGCUCGCCAAGGUCAUCAAUGGAGAGAACGCUGCACACAAGUCAGAGAAGUUCCGAGCCAUGGCGACUCGUACACGGCAGGAGUACCUGAAGGACUUAGCCGAGAACUUUGUCAGUACGGCUACUAUAGACUCAGCUGUCAAAUUCAGCUUCAUCACCCUCGGAGCAAAGAAGAAGGAGAAGGUGAAACCUAGGAAAGAUGCACAUCUGUUCAGUGUGGGAGCCAUCACCUGGAGCGUCUGUGCCCGAGACUUUGGCCAGUCGAUGGACGUGUACUGCUUGCUCGGCAUAUCAAAUGAGUUUAUUGUGCUCAUUGAGGAGGAAUCAAAAAAUGUGGUCUUCAACUGCUCGUGUCGUGACGUCAUCGGAUGGACCUCAGGGAUUAUGAGCAUUAAGAUCUUCUAUGAGCGCGGGGAAUGUGUCAUGCUGUCUGCACAUGAUAACUGUGGAGAAGACAUACGGGAGAUGGUGCAAAGACUAGAGAUCACCACCAGAGGUUGUGAGACGUCAGAGAUGACUUUGCGUCGGAACGGACUCGGCCAGCUCGGUUUCCACGUCAAUUUUGAGGGCAUCGUGGCUGAUGUGGAGCCCUUCGGCUUCGCCUGGAAAGCAGGGCUGAGACAGGGCAGCCGGCUCGUAGAGAUCUGCAAGGUGGCUGUUGCUACGCUGACUCAUGAGCAGAUGAUAGACCUACUGCGCACAUCUGUCACUGUCAAAGUGGUUAUAAUCCAGCCUCAUGAAGACGGCACUCCCCGAAGGGGCUGCUCCGAGCUCUACCGCAUACCAAUGGUGGAGUACAAAGUUGACAGCGAGGGUACACCCUGUGAAUACAAGACACCCUUCCGGAGAAACACCACCUGGCAUCGAGUGCCCACAGCUGCUGGACCACCUCUCUCCCGAGGCUCGCCCACUCAGGGCCCUGACCGCCUGCAGUGCCAGCAGAUCCUCCAACAGCACCAGGCAGCGAUCCCACGAAGCACCUCCUUUGAUAGAAAGCUGCCAGAUGGGUCCAGGACAAUGCAGGAUAUGGAGAAUCCCCAAGUCACCUCAUGCAACAAAGGAGACCAGCACUACCGCAGCUCCCCCAGCAACCAGUCGUCCUCCAGUGAUCCAGGACCCUGCGGCAGCGGCACCUGGUCCCAGCAGCCUGGAUAUGAUGGGUGCCCCUCUCCCAUUCUCCAUGAGCGGCCAGGGGACAUGCAGGGGGGAGACGGAGAGAGCCACAGGGAGCGAGAGCCCACUCUGGAGAGGACCAGGUCUGCAGAGGCCAAAUGGCACAUCCCCUCCACCAAGAUCCUGAACCCUCUGAAGCAAAGAGAAGGAGGAAAAGACUCGCCCAACAAGCUGUCCAGGACGGGUGAUAAAAACUCGAGCCACUCAAGUAGCAACACUCUUUCAAGCAACGCCUCCAGCAACAGCGACGAUAAGCACUUUGGCUCUGGAGACUUGAUGGACCCAGAGAUGCUGGGCCUCACUUACAUCAAAGGGGCAUCCACAGACAGCGGCAUAGACACUAAUCCUUGUGUGGCCCCUGGGGCCCGGGUGUUGCUGCAGGGCAGGGUGGGGGAGCAGGGACAACCCUGGGUGUCGGAGCACCAUGAGGACGGGACGUCGGAAGAGGAUCACGGGAAGCUGUACUUACCACAGGGCUACGCUUCUGCCAUCAUGUCUAGUCAUGUGACAGAGGGCAGCAUUGGAGACCUGAGUGAGAUCUCAUCCCAUUCAAGUGGCUCACACCACUCUGGCAGUCCUCUGGCCCGCGGUGCCAGAUACUGUAUAUCCGCUGACUCGUCCAAGGUGUACACCAUCCCCCAGACCAGCAGCUCAGGGUCAGAGCCGGGGCCGGAGCCCGAGUCUGGGCCCAGCUCAGAGGCCUGUGGACAGACACGAACACAGGCCAGUUGCAAACUCCCAGUGGGCAUGACGACGACUGAUGAUGAUGAUGACGAUGAAGAUGCCCACAGCACUGAGGGACCUCCCAGCAUUUCAGAGUGUGGGCAGCUAUAUGCGCAAGAGGCUGCCUGCCGGCUACAAGCUGAUGGAAAAUCACUGCAGAGACUUUCAAAAGAGGAAUACCUUAAAAUGAUGCUGCCCGGCAGCCCACCAGGAGAAGACAGGAAUCGGAAGGUGUCAACCGUGGGCAGUCUGUCUCCCAGACGCUCCCUGUACCGAACGCUGUCGGAUGAGAGCGUGUGCAGCAACCGUAAAGGCUCGUCGUAUGCCAGCUCACACAGCUCCAUGCUGGACCAAGCCAUGCCUAACGACAUCCUGUUCAGCACUACUCCGCCGUACCACAGCACGCUGCCUCCUCGCAUGAUCCACAACCAGGGAGCGUCCAACCUGCGGAAUGAGUUUUGGUUCUCUGACGGCUCCUUGGCGGACAGGUCCAAGUUCAGCGACCCAGGCCUCAUGCCCCUCCCAGACACUGCCUCAGACCUGGACUGGUCUCACCUGGUUGAUGCAGCACGAGCCUUCGAAGACCAGCGCGUGGCGUCUUUCUGCACCAUGACAGACAUGCAGCGGGCCGAGGCUCUGCAGAUCUCGAGAGAGCUGACCAGACGAGUGGUGCAGGCGGAGGGAGCAGCGCUGGAAGCGGACAGCUCUCCUUCAACAUUAACCGGCAAAGUCAACCAGUUGGAAGUGAUCCUCAGGCAGCUGCAGCAUGACCUCAGAAAGGAGAAAGAGGAUAAGGCAAUGUUACAGGAGGAGGUGCAACACCUGAGACAGGACAACAUGCGACUCCAGGAGGAAAGCCAGACGGCGGCAGCUCAGCUCAGGAAGUUCACAGAGUGGUUCUUUCACACCAUCGAUAAGAAACCCUGAGAGAGAGAGAGAGAGAGAGAGAGAGAGGUAAAGAUAAAGAAAGAGAGAGAGAGAGAAAAAACGAGAGACCUGCAGAGACAAAGGAGAGAGAGCAAGAUGGCCUUCACUCCUCCUGGGCACCCACUCAACUCCUACUUAAGACUCCCAGAUGAUCCACAGGCAAACUCUAAAACAAACCAUUACCAGCCCCAAGAGUAAUCAAGACUCUUUAAAAAGCCCCAUGCUUAGGAGACUGUUGUGCAGCCCUGUGUGAGAGACUUGAAACCCUGAUCUGGACCUUCGGUUUUGGAUCCUUCCCUGUCUGAAGUGUUUCUGAUGGUAACGGUUUCUUUCUCCUGGCAAACGAGACUCUUGGGAAACCUCCUCAUCUCCGGCGCUGGAGACGAAUUGAGAAUGGCAACCCCCGAGGCCCCCGCCUGAGUCCUUGGGAUCUUCUUACAGUAGUGGAAUGUAAAGCUCUUUUACUGUAGUCAACAUAUAAUCUACCUACGUAUGUCGUGUCAGUCUACUGUACUGUAUACUCAGCUGUACUGUAUCAUACUGCACACACUGUCACACAGCUGUUUCUGUGCCGGCCUUCACGGACACAGGAAAGUAGAAGGGCGAGGCGAGAGGGAGGAGGGGAGGAGGAAUGUACUGGACAUAAUGAAGUGGUACUUACUGUCUGCUUGCACCAAGAGGAGUCCACAUGUGGCGGUCUUGAAACGUACAGUGGGGGGAAAAUGAAUGUAGCUCAACUGAAACCCCUUGGUUUUUUUUUGUUUUGUUUUUUUUGCUCUGGAUUUCUGGUUCCCAAAGUCAAAAGUUUUGAGGUUUGAUGUUUUGAGAUUUUUCUUUGAUUUAAUUCCACCUUUUUGUUUUCCUCUGUGUUGUAACGUAGGGUCACAUGGCAGUAAUUUUGAUGUUUAAAGGUGCUUUUUCCCUACACACGUUUGUCAGUAGUUUCCAUUCACUGUCACAAUGUCCUAGCAAUAACAAAGUGGUAGUUACAAAACUGUGUUUAAAAAAAAAAAAAAGACGUUAGCACAAACGUGAAGAGUUCCUGUCAAGAAGCAGUUGUAUUUGACAUGUAUUUAUCAAACAGGAAGAGACUGUGCCUAAAACUCUUGGUUGUAAAUGGAUUGUUUCUCUUUGCUUUUAGUUCUCUUUUCUAAACACAUGCCUUGUCUGUGGCUCACUGACAUAAAAUCAUGUAUGUGAAUGUGUCUGUGUGUAUGUGAGUAUGACUGGUUGUGUGUAGUUUAUCACAGCAAACUAUGUUCUUAUGCAGUGGUUUCUAGAGCAUUAGAGCAAGCGCCAGUGAACCACACUUACAAUGCCAAAUGUGUUUAUUUCUGUACAUAUCUGCCACAGAAGUGUCUUGUAUUUAACACUAUUAUUUAAGCUUAUUUAACCUAAAGUUGUUUAUUUUAUUGAGGGUUUUUUUCUGCACUAAGGAGAGAUAAAGCUCUGUGUAUGUUGUAAAGUGUGUAGCUUGCCAGGGCGAAAAAAAUAUAUAUUUAAAAAUAUAUAAAUGAUGAUUUUGGAGAUUCCAACAUUUGGAUGCUGCUAGAUUACAGUUUGCUGGUUUGUAUGCUUUUAAAUAUGUCUCUCUCCAUCAACUGUCUCAUCCCUGGUGGGACAUGGGUUGCUUUUUUGGUUUGGUUGUUUUUUUUUGUUUUUUUUAAUAAAUGUAGUUGUAAAAAUACAA